Iphiclides podalirius (scarce swallowtail) is the source of this 852-nucleotide messenger RNA. Lineage: Eukaryota; Metazoa; Arthropoda; Insecta; Lepidoptera; Papilionidae. The record is from the annotation of a GenBank genome assembly.
AUGCACAUAGCAGGAAUAAUAAAGUUACUUCCAGCUACCAGACAAACUGCUUUGUUUAGUGCUACAAUAGAUGACAAGGUAAAGAAUCUUGCAAGACUAGCAUUGAACAACAACCCAAUCCUUAUUUCCAUUCAGGAUAAGGUUAAUACAACAGUUGCAGGUCUCCAACAAGGGUAUUUUAUUUGUCCAAUAGAAGAACGGAUUUCUUGGUUACACAAGAUGCUAAGAAAAUCUAAGAAAUUAAAAGUGAUGGUAUUUUUUUCCUCUUGUAAAUCAGUGGACUUCCACUAUGAAUUCUUCAAAUUGCUUUGCAAGACUUCAUUAUUGAGUAUUCAUGGAAAACAAAGUCAGUUCAAGCGAAAAGAAACUUAUAGAAAUUUUGUAGAAGCAAAAAUGGGUGUUUUAUUUUGCACUGAUGUUGCAGCUAGGGGUUUAGAUAUUCCAUUUGUUGAUUGGGUCGUUCAAUUUGAUCCACCUACAGAUGUAAAGGAAUAUAUCCACAGAGUUGGGCGCACAGCAAGAGGUAUAAAUACAACUGGCAAUGCAGUACUAUUAUUAAGGCCUGAGGAAGAGACAUUUAUAGAUUUUCUGAAGAACAAAAAAAUCUAUUUGGACAAAUACAAUUUUGAAAAACCUACCGAAAGAAUAAUGCUAAAGCUUCAAGAUUUAAUAAAAACCAAUGGUGUUAUGAAAAUUCUAGCAAGAAAAGCUUACUUGUCAUUUCUGAGAUGUUACAAAAAACACUUAUUAUCCAAAUUCUUUGACAUUGAUAAAAUGGAUUUAGAGUUGGCGGCGAAAGCUUUUGGAUUUUUAGAAACACCGCAUGUUGACUUUUUAGGCAACAAGAAGAAA